GUAGGGUGUUAGGAGUUGAGACAAGUUUCCCCUACCAAUGUUCGCCGCUGUACCGGAACUUUGAUAUUUCCACGAGGCGCGAAAAGUUUGAACAGUUUUAUUUUUUAUUCAUACUUUUGUUUAUGGAAUUUGUGAAUUAUUAUAUGUGUUUCAAAGAAAAUAUUAUUCUUCCCUAAUCUUGAUAUCUAACCUUCCUAAUCAUUUAUAAUGUUUGUGAGGAAGGGGGCAGGUAAGCACUGGAAGUAUAGGAGGAAGCUUGCAAAUAUCAAGUCGAAAGUGUCGAUUUAUAGUUGUAAAAUUUUGUUCAAUAUAAAAUCAAAGGAAUGAAAAUGACAGCAAAAAUCCUACGACUGAUGUCUGAUGAAGCUCGAUUAAUUCUAAAUUAUUAGUUUCCAAAUCAGGAGUCGUAAGCGAAAGACUUCGAAGUAGUUAGAAAACGUAAGUUCAAAGACGUAAAAAAUGAGCGAAACAUUAAAGGCGUGGUUUCUAACGAGGCUGGGCGUGAUGCUGGAUCUACACCCGGACUUUUUUGGACUUUUUGCGAGAGACGGAACUCUGAUGGCCAAAAUUCUCCAUAGCUACAAUAUUAUCAACGACAGCCAGCUAAGUACAAUGAUCCCUACUCAUGAUCCAGCUGUUUCUCGAGUAAAUCUAAAGCACCUGAAAGUUUGGCUAAAAUUCAUCGGAGUUGAUUGUGAUGAUCAGUCCAUUCACGAAAUCUCAAAUGGAAAAGGUUGCACUGCCCUGCGACUCUUUUUCAAACUUUACUUGUCUUUAGAGAACAAGGACAGACUCCGCUUCAUUACACUCCAAAAAGAAAGAGAAAAAAUUAUUCCCACAUACACCAAAUUCAAUGUAACUAGAGUAUCUGAAGAACCUCCACCUUGUGCACCUUCUGAAAAUCCUCUGGCUGCUCCUCUAGCUGGAAAGGCUAAAACUGUUCAGUGGUAUCGAGAAAAACAAGUCAUCAUUGAUGCAUAUAAAAGGGAAAGAAAAAAGUUCAAAGAAUCUCAAAAACUGAAAAGUCAGGAAAAGUUUGAUGAAUCAGUACCUAAAGCAAAGCUUGUAGAGGUGAAGCGAAGUGAACUUAAAGACAUUGACGACUUCCAACGCAAACUCAAUACUCCAUCUGGAAUUUAUGUGGACCCAAAAAAGAAGAGAUCUCGGAAGGAUUUAAAAACUAGUGAAAUUAUGUUUAAUGCUGUGGAGGAGUAUCUGAAAAAGAUGAAGAAUCGACGCAACCAAGAGUCGACGACUAAAAAUUUCAAAGAACGAAUGCAAAAACUAUUGCUCUCUGAGGUUUGGGAGAAACUGCUUGAGGAUCAAGAAAAUAAAUUUAAUGAGAUUGUCGCCGAGAAGGUUCUCACUCAAUCUCAGUAUGAGAAACGAAUGAUCUCUAAUCUCUGCGAGAUUCGUUGUCAUAAGAAUCAAAUUGCUGAGAAUCGUCAGAUAGUAGAAAAUCUGAUGCAAAAUAUGAAAGAAAAAGAAAUUAUGGUUGAUGAUAAAAGUGAAAGAGAGAUUCAAUACAGAGAUGAAGAAGUUGUUGAGGACGAGUAUGCGAAACUUUGUGAACUUCAAAGAAGGAUGCGCGAUGAAAAAAUUCGCAAAAUUAAAGAAAAACAUGAGCAGGCGUGCUCGGCAAUUAUUAGCGAUUUAAUUGAUAUAUCAAUCAAAACUGCAGAAUGCCUAAAAGAAAAUGGCUGCAUACCCAGAUCACUCUGGAAUGAAUUUAGGGCUCUUUUUAUAAAUCAUCAACCAAUUUUUGAACCCUCAAGUGUGGAAGGAAAUGGAGGAGAAUCAGUUGGAGAAGAAGCAGCAGAAGAAGUGACUCAGUUUAAAUCAGAGAGAAAUGAUGCUUUGAACAAUUUUGAUUUCAACACCUACCACAAUUAUGAAUCACCUUGGGAUGAACAUCUUCCUGAUAUAGAUGACGAGACUGAAGAAAUUCUCAGAUUAGGAUACAUCGUGAUAGGAUACAUCGUGCAUCGAUUACUCGAAUUUUUAUACCCCUAUCCUCCGGAUCCUGAACCAGCUCCUAUACCUAAAGUGGACAAGAGUGUUAUUGUCCUUGGAGCUCCAAAUCAAGUACUUGUCACUCUUCAGCAUUUAUUAGAACCAAGUAGAAUUAAGUUAAUUUUUAUGGAAGAUGCUAUUAACUACUGCUUGAAGGCAUAUAAAGAAGAAAUGAAAGACAUCGAAUAUGUCAAUAUAAGUCCUGUAGCUUCUGGAAAUAAAGCUGGUAAACCAAAAAAAGACUCUGUGAAUAAUGUAGCAAAACCUACUCGAUCUAAAAAGCCCUCUCAGACAAAAAAUGUUGCUGAAUCAAAAUUUCUAGACAAACAAGUUCAAACUCCUAAAAAUAUACCUUAUGAAGACAUGGAUCCUACUUUAUCGGACGAUGCUUACAUUGGAAAAUGGGCUUACGAUUUCUUGAAGCUUGGACAACCCAUUUCUUAUCAGCUUAAUACGAAAAUACUAAUACAGUAUCUCAAAAGUUUGCCAAAUAUAAGAGGCUGGGCGAUUGUGGACUAUCCAAAUAACUAUCAACAGAUGGCGAGUCUUGAAUCUGCUUUAACAGGUCGUAAGUUGCCGUUUAUUAAUUUAGAUUCCGAUGCAGAUGAUUUGAUUUCCACACCAUCGAGGAUAACCUUCGAGGAUGAGAACUCUGACAAAUGUUCAAGUUACAGAAAAUCUCAACUAGUAUCCAAUCCUAUUACAAGGGCUACUUCAGAUUCGAAAACGUUUAUGACAGGUUUUAUUCGAGUUAUUCCAAAGCCAAAAGGAUUGGACGCCGAAGACAUCUUUGAAAUUCUUCCAGAGGAUGCAACACCUAUGGACACAUUUUAUGCCACAGAAAGUGUAGCUUAUGUUCUUUAUUAUUCUACUUUUGAUGUACUUACUUUGAAAAGUCUGGCAAGGCUCAUCAUAGGAGACAUGUCCUUGCCCAGAAAAGCAUCCGCGGAGCUAUUUGGAGAAGCUUUGAAGAAGCUGGAUCAGAUUCAGGAUUCGACAGCCAAACAGUCUGUUGUCAAACAAAUCAUUCCAAAAGCAUCAGAGACUUUCUCCGAUAAUUCUACCUACGAAGAGGAAGAAGAAGUCACUUCAGAAAAAAGUGAGCUACUUGUGGAGAUAAAACCAGGAGAAGAAGCUUGGGAAUGGGUUAGCUUUCCGCAGCCUGAUGAGGUUCUCGAAGCUCUAGCAGUCCUCUGGGAGAACCUGGAGUCGGUUUACGUUUCAAAUCUAAAGGACAUAUUUUUUGAAAAAAGGAUCCACUCAAAUGCUAUCCUACCUUAUAAAGGUUUUGUAGUCAAUCACAUGGAAAGUUUUAUAUCACGUCCUGAUAUAAAACAGGAAGUUUUCAAGACAUUUUAUCGUGAAUUCAAUCAAUUUGACGAUGUCGCGAGAGGGGAUUCUGCACUCAAGUGUGAGUUGCAGUGUCGUGUAGCUGAUUUGCAAACCGAAUUAUUUGAAAUUUGCGACCAAAGGAAGAAGGAAUCAGAGGAAGAGAGACAGCGACUGAUACAGAAUCAUUGGACUGCGUUGCAAACUAUAGCUCUGAUUAAUGUUUACAUAAACAUCACUCAGGUCGAGAUAGACAGAUGUAUCGAUACAGUUCAAAUGCUUCAGGAUUAUUACACCUCGAUGCUACAAAAACCUUUGGGAAAUAGACUGCCCAAAAUGCUUCUUGAACGAUUGGAUACUCCCGCUGAUAAAGCUACUCAACAACUACCGAAGGUGCCAGUAAAGGACAAGACAAAGACUAAAAAAGCUAAAAGUGAAUUUGUUUGGGAACCACCAGCCGCUGUAGAUUGUGCAUUAAUCCAGAACGAGCUCGCGGAUUUAUUGCUUGAUAUCGAGAAGAGCGAUUACGAACUUGAUCAAAAUAUCUGCUAUACUGCCGUUAAAGUGAAUAUCGAUUGUGUUGAAAAUAUUGUGGAUUCUAUUGCGUCUUUCUUCCAUGAUAUGUGGAAAAAUGAGUCAAAUCCAAAGAAGAGUAAAAAUAAAAAGUCACGCAAACCAUCAAUUGCAGCCUCAGGUGAAAAUUUAGAAAAAUAUCGAGGUUUGCUGCAAGAAUGGCGUUAUGCUACAAUGUCCGAGAUCAAGCGGAUGAAGAUAAGACUGAAGAUGUUAGACAAUGCCGUUCGUUCUGAUAUCAGUUUUCUUCUGGACACUGUUCAAAAAGAAUUUCACCGUCUAUAUAGAGAACUUGUCGAUAGAUAUGAAAGGGAGGUUAAUAGUGUUAAAGAAAUGGCAAAUGAAUUUUACUUGGCUAUCGAGGAAGAAAGGUCAAUUGAAGGAGAGAUGUUCUUUGAUGGUGAUCUAUUUGUAAUCAAAACUAACAAAGUUGAAGAACCCCCACUGAUAACAGAAGAAAUACUUCCUUUUCGAUUUAAAAUGGCACAACUGGGGCACUUAAUGGAUACUCUGCAUAAUGCUGCACCUCAAGGAAACAUCUCAAGACGUGCCCUUUUCUACAUCCUGAUGGACAUAAUAUCUCUUGGCGCAGAACAAGAUGAAAUAUUACUUCCUCCUGCGUGGUAUAAUUUAAAAACUGAACAAGUUUGUCGGAUUAUUCAGGAACUGUUUGGAAGCGAUUGUGACUAUAUCGAGUGGCGUGAGUUUAUUAUUUAUGGGAUGGAAAUCCCGAUGCCUUCUACAGAUCAACUUUUAGAAGCAAAAAAAGUCUUUGAAGCUUAUGAUCCUCAAUUGAAAGAGGUGAUCACUCGAGAACAAUUUCAUUCUGUACCAGUUUGGUUUUACAAUUCAACUGAAAUUGAUCCGAACUGUGUACAUAUUCUUCACGUGCAAUCCACUGCGGAAGUGAAUCAAGGCGAGGAAGAUGUGGGUGGUAAUUUUGAACGAAUUAGUGGCAUAAACUUGCCUUCAAAGGUGUUGAAAACGUAUGAAGAAGGUGCACAGUCAUAUGCGUCGGUUGAAGACUAUGAGCAUAUAACUCCUGGGGAAACAUUGAGAUUAAUGCUAGUCAAGAAACUCUUGUCGGAACUAUUCCUUACUCAGAAGCUCCUUAUAAAUUACAUGGACUUACUUUUUGCUUUCUGUAAAGACGAGGAUCCUAAAAAAGGUCUGGGGAAAGCUUUGGCUUUGUUCAUGGGUAAUCAGAUCUGUACGAGCUUCGAAGAUGGAGAAAAGUACGUUGCCGAACUUCUUAAGAUGAAGCGACGCGUGGCUGAAGAGCACUUUGCGAAAGAGGAAACUAAGGAGAUUAGCAAAGGUAUCGUUAAGGAUUUGCUGAAUUCAGCGAUACAAUAUGCGGAAGGAGUUAUUAUAGAGGAAGUUGUUGAACAAACAGGCCAAGAAAUUCUCCCAGGGGACGGACUAGUUCAGAUUCAGAAACUGGAUGACUCAGAAUCUGAAGAAUCUCAGCAAUGGUUACUGAAGGGAUCGGAUUCUAGUAUCAACACUUUAGGCAAUCCAUUCAGUUUUAUAACAAAGGAAUCAUUUGCAACCAGAGCGUCAAUUGCAACUCCUUUCGCGUCUUCCACAAAAACCUUCAAAAAACUUCAACCGCAUGAUAAAAGAAAUUUAAUUCACUGGAUACCAAAAGAAGUUUGUCUGAAAGUUUUGACAAAGAGGCUGGAACUGUUCUCUAAAGAUUCAGGAAUUUUACAAAGAAUUCAGGAAGAGUUAGAUGAUGUCUACGAUAGUCUUAAAGAUAAUAACCUUGAACACGAAGCAGAUAUGGUACUUUCGCAUCGACUUGUUAAUCACAGUUUUCUUGGUGUUUUGCUUACAAACAUCAGUAGUUUUACUACCAAGUAUAUGAGCAUCAUAGUAAGUAAGAUUGUAAAUGAAGAAUUAUAA
This is a messenger RNA of Belonocnema kinseyi, 5823 nucleotides long. Its product is annotated as sperm flagellar protein 2-like. The transcript has 6 exons. NCBI's taxonomy places the organism in Eukaryota, Metazoa, Arthropoda, Insecta, Hymenoptera, Cynipidae. The record is from RefSeq and is a predicted model, not a curated record. The coding region runs from base 460 to 5823 and encodes 1787 amino acids.